AUGUCAUAAAAUCGCAGUAUAAAAGGUAAAUGUGCGGCGAAACUGAUAAUCUGAGCUUAUUUGGGGAGUUUUCCAGUCACACACUCUUCAGAAGCAGACGCUGAUAUCGACGAUGUCCGAUCAUGAGCUGGUCCUGAAGUGCUGGGGAGCCGUGGAGGCCGAUUACACAGGUCACGGGGCGGAGGUUCUGACCCGCUUGUUUACGGAGUACCCGGACACACUGAAGCUGUUCCCGAAGUUCGCGGGCAUCGCCCAGCCGGAUCUGGCGGGCAGCGCGGCGGUGGCGGCCCACGGGGCGACCGUCCUGCGGAAACUGGGCGAGCUCCUGCAGGCCAAAGGGGACCACGCUGCCCUCCUCAAACCCCUGGCCAACACACACGCCAAAACACACAAGAUCGCCCUCAACAACUUCAGGCUGAUCACUGAGGUGCUGGUGAAGGUGCUGGAGGAGAAGGCCGGUCUCAACCCCGCGGGCCAGGGCGCGUUCAGGAAGGUCAUGGACGUCAUCAUCGGCGACAUCGACGGGUACUAUAAGGAGGUCGGAUUCGCCGGUUAAAGAAGAUCUCGAGGGCCGACUCGAGCACUCAGCAUGAUAUCGCCACUAGUGAAUAAAAGUUAUAUGCAGAUAAUCAGAUUAAAGACCAUCCACACAGAACCAAUCAUGUUCAGACCCAAACACACGUGCAGCUGUAGUUGUAUGUAAAUGCACUUCGAAGUGAACAGAGCCAAUCACACCAGGUUUAGAACGACACCUGAUCUGAUGAUGUCAUCAUAACACUAACUGUGACUCUAUAAUAAUAAUAAUAAUAAUAACUCCUUACACUUAUAUAGGCACUCAAAGUGCUUUACAUACUUUAGGUGUGUUUGGGUCUCAGGAGGAUCUUAAAUUGUGAGUGACGGUACAUUAAAAAAAUUAAAAAUUAAAAUUGAAUACGAAAUUGUAUUCCAAUGAUGCUUCUCUUGUUUUUAAAGGCCAUAUAAACAUGUAAGUGUUUUGUUUGUCUACACUCGCUUUGUCUUACUUAUUAACCUGCAUAAUAAUUCAUAUUCAAGACUCCGCUUUUGUAAUGCAACACUUAUCAAUAAACAUCACUUCUCCUGCUGAAAAA
Molecule: messenger RNA, 1109 nt
Organism: Pimephales promelas (fathead minnow)
Lineage: Eukaryota; Metazoa; Chordata; Actinopteri; Cypriniformes; Leuciscidae
Gene: mb
Product: myoglobin
Biological process (GO): oxygen transport
Cellular component (GO): extracellular exosome
Molecular function (GO): heme binding; oxygen binding
Source: RefSeq, a predicted model, not a curated record